This is a messenger RNA of Brassica rapa (field mustard), 2471 nucleotides long. Its product is annotated as ARM REPEAT PROTEIN INTERACTING WITH ABF2. Lineage: Eukaryota; Viridiplantae; Streptophyta; Magnoliopsida; Brassicales; Brassicaceae. The record is from RefSeq and is a predicted model, not a curated record. Gene Ontology annotation, molecular function: protein binding.
UCUGGAUUGAUUUCAAAACGCUCCUUCUUCUCUGAUCUCCUCCUCUCCUCGCAUCGUCGUCUGUGUCUCUAGAGAACUCGUGAAACGAUGGAGCAACAACAACCGGAGAGGCGAGAAGGCCGAAGCUUCCCCGAGCGCAAGGGACAGAAGAGAAAGCUAGAGGAAGGAGCAGCCGCCGCCGCAGAGGAUCGAGAGAUCUCCGCCUCAACCACCACCGACGGCGGCGGCGAUGCGAUUCUCAACGAAAUCGCUGCUCAAGUCUCCGUUCUAAACUCCGCCUUCUCAUGGCAAGAGUCCGAUCGCGCUGCGGCGAAACGCGCCACUCAAGUCCUCGCCGAGCUCGCUAAAAACGAGGAUUUAGUGAACGUGAUUGUUGAUGGAGGAGCUGUUCCAGCUCUUAUGACGCAUCUACAAGCGCCGCCGUAUAGCGAAGGAGACUUGGCUCAGAAGCCGUUUGAACAUGAGGUUGAGAAGGGGAGCGCCUUUGCUCUUGGUCUACUUGCAAUUAAGCCAGAGUAUCAGAAGCUGAUAGUGGACAAAGGUGCUUUACCUCAUCUCGUGAAUCUGUUGAAGAGAAGCAAAGAUGGUUCUACUUCCCGAGCUGUUAAUAGUGUUAUCAGAAGAGCGGCUGAUGCCAUCACCAAUCUUGCUCACGAGAACAGCAGCAUCAAGACUCGUGUUAGGCUCGAAGGCGGUAUUCCACCUCUCGUUGAUUUGCUUGAGUUUUCUGAUUCAAAGGUUCAGCGAGCAGCAGCAGGGGCGUUGAGAACACUUGCGUUUAAAAACGAUGAUAACAAGAACCAGAUUGUCGAGUGCAGUGCUCUUCCCAAGCUCAUUCUAAUGUUAGGAUCAGAGGAUGCUGCUAUACAUUAUGAAGCGGUUGGAGUUAUCGGCAAUCUAGUACAUUCUUCUCCAAACAUUAAAAAAGAGGUUCUUUCUGCUGGGGCGUUGCAACCUGUCAUUGGUCUUCUCAGUUCAUGUUGCCCUGAGAGUCAAAGAGAGGCGGCUUUAUUACUUGGACAGUUUGCGUCGACUGAUUCCGAUUGUAAGGUGCACAUUGUGCAAAGGGGUGCUGUCCGUCCUUUGAUUGAGAUGCUUCAGUCACCUGACGUGCAGUUGAAAGAAAUGUCGGCCUUUGCACUGGGUAGAUUGGCGCAGUUGAGGCAUUCUUUUUUUGGCGUUGUAAACUUGCAACUUCGCUCUUUAGACUUACAACAUGUCUUUUAAUUUCUAGCGUAUGGCCUUGCCGAUAAUGAGGAUAAUGUAUCAGAUUUUAUCAGGGUGGGAGGUAUCCAGAAGCUACAGGAUGGAGAGUUUAUAGUUCAGGCAACUAAAGAUUGUGUCUCCAAAACACUGAAGAGAUUGGAGGAGAAGAUUCAUGGAAGAGUUCUUAGACAUCUGUUGUACCUAAUGCGCAUUUCUGAAAAGUCUAUCCAAAGACGGGUUGCUCUUGCUCUUGCUCAUCUCUGUUCACCAGAAGAUCAGAGAACCAUAUUCAUAGAUGAAAAUGGGUUAGAGUUGCUACUUGGUCUUCUUGGUUCUACGAACACUAAACAGCAACUUGAUGGCGCUGCAGCAUUGUACAAAUUAGCAAAUAAAUCUAUGGCACUUUCUCCAGUUGAUGCUGCUCCCCCUUCUCCAACACAAAGGGUUUAUCUCGGAGAGCAGUAUGUAAAUAGUGCCACGCUGUCUGAUGUAACUUUUCUAGUCGAAGGAAGGAGAUUCUAUGCACACAGAAUAUGUCUCCUGGCAUCUUCAGAUGCAUUUCGCGCAAUGUUUGAUGGUGGUUACAGAGAAAAGGACGCUAGAGAUAUUGAGAUUCCUAAUAUCAAGUGGGAGGUUUUUGAGUUAAUGAUGAGGUUUAUAUACACUGGAUCCGUCGACAUAACAAUUGAGAUAUCACAAGAUCUUCUAAGAGCAGCGGAUCAGUAUCUAUUGGAGGGGCUAAAGCGGCUCUGUGAAUACACAAUUGCUCAGGAUAUAACGUUGGAAAACAUAGGAGGCAUGUACGAUCUCUCAGAAGCAUUCCAUGCAAUGUCGCUGAGGCAAGCUUGUAUCCUGUUCAUCCUGGAGCAUUUCGAUAAACUGAGCACAAUGCAUGGGCAAAACCAGCUGGUACAGCGAACAAUACCAGAGAUAAGAGAGUACUUUUGUAGAGCUCUAACAAAGUCUACGACAAACCUGCAAGGCCUGAGGCUGUAAGAAGAAGAAGACUGGUACCUAACUAGAGAGGUAAGUAGACAAGGAAUAUCAUAUAGAGAGAGAAAGCUCGCUAUUAGUAAGAGGUCUUUUAUGGUCUUGUCCUAUCCUGAGUCGUUUUAGUAAAAUUUGCUGUGCGUUUGGUUCAUUGUAUUUUGUAUCAAAUUCUCUUCUGAUCACAAUCGCGUCUUAAAAAGAGAUCGCCACUUUGUAUCCAGAACACCAAUAUGGUGAAACUUUCACUAUUCAAUUCAAGAUCCACGGUCCAACGA